GCUCCUUCAUGAUGGUGAACAGCUCUGGGCGGGCAUCUGGGCAGAAAGCUCACUUGCUGUUGCCUACGUUGAAGGAAAAUGACACGCAUUGCAUCGACUUCCACUAUUACUUAUCCAGCAGAGACCGUUCGAGUCCUGGCUCUCUGAAUGUCUACGUGAAGGUGAACGGAGGACCACAGGGCAAUCCCAUAUGGAACGUAUCGGGAGUUGUUACAGAAGGAUGGGUGAAGGCAGAACUUGCCAUCAGUACAUUCUGGCCACAUUUUUAUCAGGUGAUAUUUGAAUCUGUGUCUUUGAAAGGACAUCCAGGAUACAUAGCUGUGGAUGAAGUCAGAGUUCUCGCCCAUCCAUGCAGAAAAGCACCUCACUUCCUACGACUUCAGAACGUGGAGGUUAAUGUGGGACAGAACGCCACGUUCCAGUGCAUUGCUGGGGGGAAGUGGUCGCAGCAUGACAAACUCUGGCUCCAGCAGUGGAAUGGAAGGGACACAGCACUAAUGGUCACUCGAGUGGUCAACCAUAGACGUUUUUCCGCUACUGUCAGUGUAGCUGACACCUCCCAGCGCAGCAUCAGCAAGUACCGAUGUGUCAUUCGUUCAGAUGGUGGAUCUGGAGUUUCAAAUUAUGCGGAAUUAAUAGUGAAAGGUCUGUUGUUUCCUCGAAAGAGGGAACUGCGUAUUAUUGUGUCCUUCCUGAGUCUGGGAUACAGGCUAGAUAUUGUUCCAGUUGCAGCAAUCCAGUGCCUGAUGUCCUCGGUCCUGGGGAGCCUGUGGCUUUCUCCUCUGUGCCUGGAGGAGGAGGGAGAAUGGCUGAAAGGCAGCAACAGGCUAGACAAAGCUUAUGAUAUAAAACAGUCUGGAUCAAAUGGGGCUUAA
Molecule: messenger RNA, 875 nt
Organism: Phaethon lepturus (White-tailed tropicbird)
Lineage: Eukaryota; Metazoa; Chordata; Aves; Phaethontiformes; Phaethontidae
Product: receptor-type tyrosine-protein phosphatase T-like
Exons: 5
Cellular component (GO): membrane
Source: RefSeq, a predicted model, not a curated record